This is a messenger RNA of Pseudozyma flocculosa PF-1, 681 nucleotides long. RefSeq lists its product as uncharacterized. The record is from RefSeq and is a predicted model, not a curated record. Bases 1 to 681 code for a protein of 226 amino acids. The transcript is spliced from 2 exons. NCBI's taxonomy places the organism in Eukaryota, Fungi, Basidiomycota, Ustilaginomycetes, Ustilaginales, Ustilaginaceae.
AUGGUCUUCCAGUCGUACGCCUUCGGUGGCAACACCAACCCCAUCAACCUCCACCACGGUGGCGUGUUCGAGGCCGCCGCCCCCAUGCCCAUGUCGCGCAAGCGCAAGGUGUGCGAGGAGGACGAGGCCGACUUCGGGCUGUCGUCGCUACACAGCAACAAGCUCUGCCUCCCUCGCGGGGCGGGCCUCGACAUGGACCAGCAGGCCGAGUUCCACCCGCUGCCGCUCGACGUCAGCAACGCCAUCUUGGCCUCGCUCUCGCACGACCCCUUUGCCAUGGCCACGAUGCAGAGCAGCCCGGGGUCCGCUUACGGCAACGAGGCCCAGCUGCCCACGCCCUCGUCGUCCUACGCACCCCUGCACAGCGACCACGGCCACAAGAGGUCCGACGGCUCCGACUACUUUGGGCAGGGCUCCCAGUACCCCGAGCUCGACAUCUACCCUUCUCAGCCUGGCCUCUACGGCCUGAUGGGCCCGCAGGCCGGCGCCUCGUCCAACGGCAUGGACGUCGACGGCGAGGGGCAGGCUCAGGGCCACGGCCCGCACUGCAAGAGCAUCGCGCGGCUCUCGGUGCGACACAACGGGGGCACCACCUCGGAGCUUUGGGCGAGUUGUCCCGACUGCGGAGCCUGCACCAAGGUCCAGUCCGACCAGCCCUCGAAGCUCUGCUACUCCCCAUGA